This is a messenger RNA of Camponotus floridanus (Florida carpenter ant), 472 nucleotides long. It is a transcript of the gene Atox1, whose product is annotated as copper transport protein ATOX1. Bases 184 to 402 code for a protein of 72 amino acids. Gene Ontology annotation, molecular function: copper chaperone activity; metal ion binding. The transcript is spliced from 3 exons. NCBI's taxonomy places the organism in Eukaryota, Metazoa, Arthropoda, Insecta, Hymenoptera, Formicidae. Gene Ontology annotation, biological process: copper ion transport. The record is from RefSeq and is a predicted model, not a curated record. Gene Ontology annotation, cellular component: cytosol.
AUUGUGUGUGUGUGUUGCGUGUGGAUUGUGUGUGUGUGUUUAGUUGCACAUAAUAACACACACACACACAAUGUAUUAUAUACACAGUUAUACUCCAUUAUCUUACAACAUUUCCAGAUAAGACUUCUGUUGAUUUUUGUUGGAAUUUCAAUUUCACCACGUCAAAACUGUAUUAUCUUCAUUAUGGCAGCUCAGGUACACGAAUUUAGCGUCGAAAUGACAUGUGAAGGAUGCUCGACUGCUGUACAAAAUGUACUUAAAAAAAAAGCAGGUGUCGACUACAUCAAGAUAGAUUUACCAGAGCAAAAGGUAUCCGUAACUACUGCGCUUAAUUCAGAUGAGAUUUUGGAGGCAAUCAAGAAGACAGGAAAAACAUGCCAAUUUUUAGGGACAAAAAAAUGAGGAUCUUUACAAAGUGAUUAUGGUGCUGCUAAUAUAUCACACAUAUAUUGUAACAAAUAUUUUUUGUUAU